Molecule: messenger RNA, 466 nt
Organism: Dufourea novaeangliae
Lineage: Eukaryota; Metazoa; Arthropoda; Insecta; Hymenoptera; Halictidae
Exons: 2
Coding region: 14-463 (149 amino acids)
Source: RefSeq, a predicted model, not a curated record
GAUCUUGAACAAAAUGAAGUUCCUGAUCAUCGUGGCUGUCGGUGCCUUUGUCGUUUUGCAGGCUGAAUGCAGAGUUGCAAGCGUCCAAACACAAGUCGGCAAACGUUCCAUUGAUGCUGAUUUCGAACUCGACGUGGGACCCAUUGGUGCUGGUAUCGAAUUCGGCUUGGGAUUCGGUAACCUUGCUGAUGGGGUCUUGGGCACAGUCUUAAAUACGGAAAUCGGAAAACGUUCCAUUGAUGUCGGAACAGACCUGGGUGUCGAUGCCGUUGUUGACGAAAUCAUUGAUGCAGAAGUGCAAACGGCAGUAGAAUCAAACGUGGGACUUGAUGGACUUUUGAAAAAACGUUCCGUUCUUGGAGAUGGUCUUUUGAAAAUUGGACAAGGCCAUAAGAACCUACUGAAUGGUGUACGCGGACCCCUGAAACAUCUCGGCAAGAAAUGGAAGAUAGGCGGGAGGUAGAAG